Molecule: messenger RNA, 795 nt
Organism: Pelobates fuscus (common spadefoot toad)
Lineage: Eukaryota; Metazoa; Chordata; Amphibia; Anura; Pelobatidae
Product: histone H2A.Z-like
Exons: 5
Coding region: 106-492 (128 amino acids)
Biological process (GO): heterochromatin formation
Cellular component (GO): chromatin; nucleosome
Molecular function (GO): DNA binding; protein heterodimerization activity; structural constituent of chromatin
Source: RefSeq, a predicted model, not a curated record
AGUCCGAGUGCCCGGAUGUAGUCAGCGCUAUAUAUGAGGCGGUUGAGAGCGCGGGAGAGAUUCUACGUUUGAACUGUACGUCGCAGAAAGAAACCGAUCGCAAUCAUGGCUGGUGGAAAAGCUGGAAAGGACACAGGCAAAUCAAAGGCUACAUCGGUUACCCGCUCAGCCAGAGCUGGACUGCAGUUUCCAGUUGGUCGUAUCCAUCGACUUCUGAAGAAUAGGACCACAAGUCAUGGCCGUGUGGGUGGUACUGCUGCAGUAUACACUGCUGCUAUCCUGGAGUAUCUUACUGCUGAGGUCCUUGAGUUGGCAGGAAAUGCUUCAAAAGAUCUGAAAGUAAAACGUAUCUCCCCACGUCAUUUACAACUUGCCAUCAGAGGAGAUGAAGAACUGGAUGCUCUUAUAAAGGCUACAAUUGCUGGAGGCGGUGUCAUUCCACAUAUUCACAAGUCCCUCAUCGGAAAGAAAGGUCAACAGAAAACCGUUUAGUUGUGGUCAUUAUGAGGACACUACACACUCAAGCUUGGUUAUGGACUUUUUGAAACCAGUUCCUGGACGCUAGUUGGUCCUCCUGGAUACAGCUGUGGUGGUGCCACAAAGCAUCAGGAUUGGAAUCUUUAUCCAUUUUUAAGCUACAUUUGCUUCGAAGACGUAAAUUGAGAAAUGGCUCAGAUGGGCUAUUAUGUGGUUUUAAAACAGUUUUGGUUUUUUAAAUAUUUUGGGGACUUGUUUUCUAUGGACUUUAGUGUAAUUUGAUUCUCUUGUCGUUGCUCAAUAAAUGAGUACUCCGCA